Messenger RNA from Schistocerca serialis cubense, 3234 nucleotides. RefSeq names its product dentin sialophosphoprotein-like. Bases 1 to 3234 code for a protein of 1077 amino acids. The transcript is spliced from 3 exons. The record is from RefSeq and is a predicted model, not a curated record. Lineage: Eukaryota; Metazoa; Arthropoda; Insecta; Orthoptera; Acrididae.
AUGAGAGUUUUGUUGGCUUUGGUGAUGCGGCGGCGGUCAGGGUAUGUAAAUAAGUUUUUCAUGCUAUGGGUUGUAAAAAAGGUGAACUUGUCUGCACUCCAACCUUCAGUUCAGAUCCAACUCAGUUCAGUUUCAACUCAACUCAACUCAACUCAGUUCAGUUUCAACUCAACUCAAUUCAGUUCAGUUUCAACUCAACUCAACUCAACUCAACUCAGUUCAGAUUCAUCUCAGUUCAGUUCAGAUUCAUCUCAAUUCAGUUCAGAUUCAUCUCAAUUCAGCUCAGAUUCAUCUCAGUUCAGUUCAGAUCCAUCUCAGUUCAGUUCAGAUCCAUCUCAGAUCAGUUCAGAUCCAUUUCAGUUCAGUUCAGAUCCAUCUCAGUUCAGUUCAGCUCCAUCUCAGCUCAGUUCAGAUCCAUCUCAGUUCAGUUCAGAUCCAUCUCAGUUCAGUUCAGAUCCAUCUCAGUUCAGUUCAGGUCCAUCUCAGUUCAGUUCAGAUCCAUCUCAGUUCAGUUCAGAUCGAUCUGAGUUCAGUUCGGAUCCAUCUCAGUUCAGUUUGGAUCCAUCUCAGUUCAGUUCGGAUCCAUCUCAGUUCAGUUCGGAUCCAUCUCAGUUCAGUUCGGAUCCACCUCAGUUCAGUUCAGAUCCACCUCAGUUCAGUUCAGAUCCACCUCAGUUCAGUUCGGAUCCAUCUCAGUUCAGUUCGGAUCCAUCUCAGUUCAGUUCGGAUCCAUCUCACUUCAGUUCGGAUCCAUCUCAGUUCAGUUUUUAUCCAUCUCAGUUCAGUUCAGAUCCGUCUCAGUUCAGUUCAGAUCCGUCUCAGUUCAAUUCAGAUUCGUCUCAGUUCAGUUCAGAUUCGUCUCAGUUCAGUUCAGAUCCGUCUCAGUUCAGUUCAGAUCCGUCUCAGUUCAGUUCAGAUCCGUCUCAGUUCAGUUCAGAUCCGUCUCAGUUCAGUUCAGAUCUGUCUCAGUUCAGUUCAGAUCUGUCUCAUUUCAGUUCAGAUCUGUCUCAGUUCAGCUCAGAUCCAUAUCAGUUCAGUUCAGAUCCAUCUCAGUUCAGUUCAGAUCGAUCUCAGUUCAGUUCAGAUCCAUCUCAGUUCAGUUCAGAUCUGUCUCAGUUCAGUUCAGAUCCAUCUCAGUUCAGUUCAGAUCCAUCUCAGUUCAGUUCAGAUCCAUCUCAGUUCAGUUCAGAUCCAUCUCAGUUCAGUUCAGGUCCAUCUCAGUUCAGUUCAGAUCCAUCUCAGUUCAGUUCAGAUCGAUCUCAGUUCAGUUCGGAUCCAUCUCAGUUCAGUUUGGAUCCAUCUCAGUUCAGUUCGGAUCCAUCUCAGUUCAGUUCGGAUCCAUCUCAGUUCAGUUCGGAUCCACCUCAGUUCAGUUCAGAUCCACCUCAGUUCAGUUCGGAUCCAUCUCAGUUCAGUUCGGAUCCAUCUCAGUUCAGUUCGGAUCCACCUCAGUUCAGUUCAGAUCCACCUCAGUUCAGUUCGGAUCCAUCUCAGUUCAGUUCGGAUCCAUCUCAGUUCAGUUCGGAUCCAUCACACUUCAGUUCAGAUUCAUCUCAGUUCAGUUCAGAUUCAUCUCAAUUCAGUUCAGAUUCAUCUCAAUUCAGCUCAGAUUCAUCUCAGUUCAGUUCAGAUCCAUCUCAGUUCAGUUCAGAUCCAUCUCAGAUCAGUUCAGAUCCAUUUCAGUUCAGUUCAGAUCCAUCUCAGUUCAGUUCAGCUCCAUCUCAGUUCAGUUCAGAUCCAUCUCAGUUCAGUUCAGAUCCAUCUCAGUUCAGUUCAGAUCCAUCUCAGUUCAGUUCAGGUCCAUCUCAGUUCAGUUCAGAUCCAUCUCAGUUCAGUUCAGAUCGAUCUCAGUUCAGUUCGGAUCCAUCUCAGUUCAGUUUGGAUCCAUCUCAGUUCAGUUCGGAUCCAUCUCAGUUCAGUUCGGAUCCAUCUCAGUUCAGUUCGGAUCCAUCUCAGUUCAGUUUGGAUUCACCUCAGUUCAGUUCAGAUCCACCUCAGUUCAGUUCGGAUCCAUCUCAGUUCAGUUCGGAUCCAUCUCAGUUCAGUUCGGAUCCAUCUCACUUCAGUUCGGAUCCAUCUCAGUUCAGUUUUUAUCCAUCUCAGUUCAGUUCAGAUCCGUCUCAGUUCAGUUCAGAUCCGUCUCAGUUCAAUUCAGAUUCGUCUCAGUUCAGUUCAGAUUCGUCUCAGUUCAGUUCAGAUUCGUCUCAGUUCAGUUCAGAUCCGUCUCAGUUCAGUUCAGAUCCGUCUCAGUUCAGUUCAGAUCCGUCUCAGUUCAGUUCAGAUCCGUCUCAGUUCAGUUCAGAUCUGUCUCAGUUCAGUUCAGAUCUGUCUCAUUUCAGUUCAGAUCUGUCUCAGUUCAGCUCAGAUCCAUAUCAGUUCAGUUCAGAUCCAUCUCAGUUCAGUUCAGAUCCAUCUCAGUUCAGUUCAGAUCCAUCUCAGUUCAGUUCAGAUCUGUCUCAGUUCAGUUCAGAUCCAUCUCAGUUCAGUUCAGAUCCAUCUCAGUUCAGUUCAGAUCCAUCUCAGUUCAGUUCAGAUCCAUCUCAGUUCAGUUCAGAUCCAUCUCAGUUCAGUUCAGAUCCAUCUCAGAACAGUUCAGAUCCAUCUCAGAACAGUUCAGAUCCAUCUCAGUUCAGUUCAGAUCCAUCUCAGUUCAAUUCAGAUCCAUCUCAGUUCAGUUCAGAUCCAUCUCAGUUCAGUUCAGAUCCAUCUCAGUUCAGUUCGGAUCCAUCUCAGUUAAGUUCAGAUCCAUCUCAGUUCAUUCAGUUCAGUUCGGAUCCAUCUCAGUUCAGUUCAGAUCCAUCUCAGUUCAGUUCAGAUCCGUCUCAGUUCAGUUCAGAUCCAUCUCAGUUCAGUUCAGAUCCAUCUCAAUUCAGUUCGGAUCCAUCUCAGUUCAGUUCAGAUCCACCUCAGUUCAGUUCAUAUCCAUCUCAGUUCAGUUCAUACCCAUCUCAGUUCAGUUCAGAUCCAUCUCAGUUCAUUUCAGAUCCAUCUCAGUUCAGUUCAGAUUCAUCUCAGUUCAGUUCAGAUUCAUCUGAGUUCAGUUCAGAUUCAUCUCAGUUCAGUUCAGAUUCAUCUCAGUUCAGUUCAGAUUCAUCUCAGUUCAGUUCAGAUUCAUCUCAGUUCAGUUCAGAUUCAUCUCAGUUCAGUUCAGAUUCAUCUCAGUUCAGUUCAGAUUCAUCUCAGUUCAGUUCAGAUUCAUCUCAGUUCAGUUCAAAUCAAUACAAUUUCAGGUGA